This is a messenger RNA of Strongylocentrotus purpuratus (purple sea urchin), 1857 nucleotides long. RefSeq lists its product as uncharacterized. The transcript is spliced from 9 exons. NCBI's taxonomy places the organism in Eukaryota, Metazoa, Echinodermata, Echinoidea, Camarodonta, Strongylocentrotidae. Gene Ontology annotation, cellular component: transport vesicle; plasma membrane; trans-Golgi network. Gene Ontology annotation, molecular function: connexin binding. The record is from RefSeq and is a predicted model, not a curated record. Gene Ontology annotation, biological process: positive regulation of Golgi to plasma membrane protein transport. The coding region runs from base 116 to 1624 and encodes 502 amino acids.
CAGGUCAAAGGUCAAAUCCACGGACGCCAAAACAAGGAUUUUGCGCCGGGGAGAUUUGUGAUUGGACUGCUUGAGCUUUUGUUUUAGACUGUUUGGAGAACACAUUCGAGAAUCCAUGAUGUCAGAACCUGUGAAUCCCGCAGAUGAUACAGACCACACCCCCCUCAGCACACCCCAACCAGGACCUGGUGGGGAUACAGGAGGUCAAAGGUCGGGCAUGGUACCAGACACAAAAGAUGGAAUUCUCGACUCACAACCAGCUUUAGAUGCUCAGGGUGAGAAGGAAGACCCUGAUACUCCUGUGGGUGAUGUCGAGAUUGAAAACAAGAAGAGCUCAGAUGGUAGUGUUGGAGAGAAACAGGAUAACGAGGGAAUAAAUGAGGAUGAAACGCAUCACCAGAAAGAAGGAACUCCAGAUGGAGAGAAGGGAAUGACUGCAGUCCCUGAUGACGGGGAGCGGGAUACCGAUCGAAGCCCUGAUGCUGGGGCUGGUAACGUGACAAGAUCUACAGCAGGAGCGGAUGGAUCAGAUCAUGAUGUAUCGCAGACCACAGAAGCGACUAAAACAGAGAUUCAGUCAGAGAAAAAUGAUAACAUCCAAGCCCUGCUGGAUCGUGAACUUCAUUACCUGAUGCGACCUGAGAGGUCAAAUCUCUACCGUGAGGGGUCGAGACGACAAGAGGAAGGUCAUUUGGAGGGAGCCCUCGCGUGUUAUCUUGGAGCCAUCACAGGGUUGUCCGAGGGGUCAACCUUUGAGGAGCUGCCAAGGUGUCUUCAUGCUGUUGCUGAUAUCUAUUUUGAGCACAAGGAAUAUGAGAAAGCUGUUUAUUUCAUCCAAGCAGAGAAGAUGUAUUAUGAAACUGCUCUGAUUGAUAUAGUUAGUGUACAGAAAGACUCAGGCUCUAAAGCUGAGAGGAAGCCAAGCAAAGGGGAGGGCGAGGAACAGCAUGAUGAACAACUCGAUGAAGAGCCUGGUGAGGAGUCUAGCCAUGAUAAGAGUGAUGACCUAGAUGAUGACCUUUCACCUGAUGCUAAGAAAGGUCAAGAGAUGGAGAACUUGGCUAGACUGUGCCUCAAGGAGGGAAAGUUGCAGCUUGCUCUAGACUACUGUGGGAAAGCGACCAAGAUGUAUCAAACUGUUUAUGGAGAGGACCAUCCCGUUACCAUAGCAUCACUGGAUCUCUUCACUGUUAUCUAUGCUGAUGUGGGCAAGAAACUCUAUUCAGAUGCUAUGCAGAAAUUUGAGAAGGAGGAGGAGGCAUUGAAGACCGAGAGGUCACAUGACACCGUGUCACCUGACAGCACUGCACCAGAGCUGAGGCAAAGAUUUACCAAUAAUAAUGGCAAAGACCUGAAUGGUGUAGAUGAAGGGACAAAUGAAGCAAUGAUACAUCAAGGAGAAUUGGAACCAACUUCUUUAGAGGAACGUGAUGACUGGGUCAUGACAGUGCUUCUGAUGUUGAUCUUCUUCUUAGCAACCGUUUUCAUCGUCAUAGUGAUAUCAUCCAUCUAUUGCUACAACAACAACAGGGCGGGCUACUGCGCACAAACGAGGGGUGAUAUCAAUUACUGGUAUAUGUAUGCCAGGCAAGUGAUUCACAAUGUGAGGACAAGUUUCAGAUAGAUUUGGACAUUAAUUGAAGAAAAAAUAGAAAUUAAGUGUUUAUUAUCGAUUUGGAAAUUCAUUUUUCACUGUUGAAAUUUUACAGAUCAAUUAAUUACAAAAACAAAUAAUCAUAAUAAUAGACAGUUACAGUUAUGGUAAAAUAAUAUUCAAAGCAGCUUUAGUUUGGUGAGUUACAUGAAAUCAGUUUUGUAUGAUGAGGAUGCAGACAGAGAGAGUGAGAAAGAGAGAAA